AUGGCUUCAUCUGGAAAUCUUUCGCGCACAGUAGCUCGUACUGCUGCUCAAGUGUCAGAGUCUUCAAUUCGUACUUCUGCAACAAGAUCCAAUAGACAUGAGCUCCAAGGACGGUCUCUGUACCUUUGGGUCUGGCCAGCACCCGUCAACUCUACAGAGAGGCGCUCAAUUCUCAAGGCACUUCAACAACAUGGCGGCCCAGUCGAGUAUUUUAAAUGGCUACCAGUAUGGCUAUUCCGAGUUGUGGGCCAGGGUUCUAAUAAAGUCUUGGGUUCCAUCUACAUAUCUUUGAUGAAAGAAAGUCAAGAUGCUGCCAAAGCUAUUUCUUCCAGUCCGAUCAGCAUUACGGUUCCCAAGUCUAGCACAGAGACAACAUCUGUUGUCAAGAUAAAUGGCCGCAAAGCAGAGUUCCAGAAGCAAGACUCUUCAAAGGCAGGGAGUUCUGAAUUUGUCGUUGAAAUCUCCGAGACUCUCACAUAUAGACAUGAACAGAGCGCCAAAAACUCACCUCUGACCAGACCGUGGCCGGAAUUUGUUGUCAAGUCACCAACACUCGCAUCCAAAACUCUACAGCACUCCCUCCCUGACAGCAUUGCGGCUGUUGGCUUGAGGCACUGGGAUGUGGACUUGGGAGUGCAAGAAGUGGCGGACAACAAGAGAUUUGAAAGAGAGCAGAUGCGCAAUUGGCUCCCAAGCAAGAUAGCAAAUCUUCCUCCAAAAACGAAAAUAGAACACGGUCAAAAGGAAACAACAUACACGGAUGGUUCCCUAGCGGCUUCGGCACAGACUUUGCCUGGAACUUUCAUUGGCAGCUUGAUAGAAAAGAAGGCAGAGGAGUCAACAGAGGUUUCCGCAAAAGAGAUCGCAGAGGCUUCAACGGAGACACCCGCAGAGAUCUCGGUAGAGGAGUCAGCAGCGUCGUCGACACAGGACUCCACAGAGGUUACAACAGAAAAUCCGACGCAGAGUGUGGCAGAGGAGUCACCUGAGGGUCAAAGAGUCGACAAUCAAUAG
Messenger RNA from Fusarium poae, 1014 nucleotides. RefSeq lists its product as uncharacterized. The record is from RefSeq and is a predicted model, not a curated record. Lineage: Eukaryota; Fungi; Ascomycota; Sordariomycetes; Hypocreales; Nectriaceae. Bases 1 to 1014 code for a protein of 337 amino acids. The transcript is spliced from 2 exons.